Messenger RNA from Podarcis muralis (Common wall lizard), 1624 nucleotides. RefSeq names its product beta-1,3-galactosyltransferase 9 (gene B3GALT9). Gene Ontology annotation, molecular function: hexosyltransferase activity. NCBI's taxonomy places the organism in Eukaryota, Metazoa, Chordata, Lepidosauria, Squamata, Lacertidae. Gene Ontology annotation, cellular component: Golgi membrane. Gene Ontology annotation, biological process: protein O-linked glycosylation. The record is from RefSeq and is a predicted model, not a curated record.
AUGCAGCUAAUCUUCUGCCGGCUAAGGACCCACCAGUGGUGCUUCAUUCUUUUUAAUAUUGUUCUUUUCCACAUUUUGUUCUUCGGAGCUGAUCUCGUGGAAGAAUACUUCUUGCGAGCACUCCCCACCACCUACACAGACAUGAAGGUCCUUGAAGCCAGGGAGAGAGCACGGAAGCUGGAUAUGACCCCCUUGAAGGCCAAUAUCUCCAAGGCUUAUGUAGCUAGCAGAUCAGAGGCCUGCUCCAACCAAGAGAUCUUCCUCCUUGUCCUAGUCUUUGGCAGCCCUGAAAACUUGUCAAGGCGCAACACCAUUAGAGAAACAUGGGCCAACCAGACACACGUCAGGGGUUAUGGUACUCUCAUUUUGUUUGUGUUAGGGAAGCCCUCUUCAGAAGGCACCCAGCUGGAGGUAGUCCAGGAGAUGGAGAAGCAUCAGGACCUCAUUCAAGGCUCCUUCCUGGACUCUGUAGAGAACCAGACACUGAAGACACUGAUGGCUGUGGAGUGGGCCAUAACAUUCUGCUCCAGGGCCCGGUUCAUUCUCAAAGCAGAUGAGGAGAUGUUCAUCAACCUCCCAAGUUUGGUUGAGUACUUGCUCAACUUAAGAACCCAUCCCGAAGACAUUUACCUUGGGAGGCUGGUUCAUCAAGAGAAACCCAACAGAGACCCUCAAAGUCAUGGCUUUGUCUCCCAGCAAAAAUACCCAGAAAAAUAUUAUCCCGACUACUGCAGUGCGACUGCAUUUGUUAUCUCACAGGAUGUGGCUCGGAAGAUCUACGUAACCUCUGGAGAAGUUCCUCUUUCACUGCCUCCUGGUGCCUUUGUGGGACUCUGCAGCAAAGCAGCUGGUGUGGUGCCUGCUCACAGUUCUCGAUUUUCUGGGAAAAAGCACAUCCGCUACAACCGCUGCUGCUACAAGUUCAUUUUCACCUCCUCCACAGCAAGAGGUACCCAGCUGCUCCAAGAAUGGGACGAGAUCAGCAACAGUAAGGACUGCACUGUACUAGAAACUUAUUAUGGGUUGGUAUCCUGCAAAGUCAUGACAUACCUGGAUGGAUUUAAACACCUAAGUGUUGAUGCCUUACAGAACGAGGCUCUCCAUCUUGCUGAUUAAACUGACCCAAAAAACUCACAUUCCAAUGUUUGAUUUUAACCAUGGAUUUUCUCUGCUGAACCAUUUAUGCUAGGAGCCAUGGCCAGCAUCCUGUUGCAAGGAGUUCCACUGACUACUUGUGCUUUGUGUAAGUUUUUCUCUAUUCUGAACUUCCCAUUUAAAACAUGCACACAACAGAAGGGUAUAGAUGAUGAACACUCACAGAACCUGAGCAGGAGUCACAAGGUCAUGUGAACUAGUCCACUCCACGAGUGGAUGCAAAUUCUUUAAAUGAUGCAUCCGUGCAUGGUGUGGAUGGUAAUGUGACAGCCAGGCAUGGCAGCAACCAGUUCCCACAGUAUUCCUUGGACAUGUAUAGAUGAUUUUACCCACCCAAACACUGAAUAGUCAGGAGCUCAUCACCUCUCCUCCCUUCCAUGUUCCAAUAUCAGUGAUCAAAGGAUAGACCAAUCGAACAAUUAUUAGCCUUUUCAAGUAAGUUAGGGUAACAGACAAUCAAGAACAGGGG